AUGCCGCCGGGCAUGAUGCCGCCCGGUGGUCUCCCACCUGGAAUGCCACGAGGACAAGGACAGGGGAAUAUGUUUGGAAUCCUCGAUCCACGUAUGGGCCAACGCGGUGAUCUCACCUUCCAGCAAUUAAACCAAAUCUGCACCUCCAUCCGAACGGCGUCCAGAGCCUUCGGAAUCGAGGACAUCAAGGGCUUCGCCAAAAUGAACUGCGGCUUCAUCUCGGCAUUCUACAAAGACGCGACCUGCGAGCAAAUCCAGCAUGUGAUGCAGUACUGCGAAAGUUACUUCAAGGACCCCGAACACCGCGGU
Mesorhabditis spiculigera is the source of this 309-nucleotide messenger RNA. Lineage: Eukaryota; Metazoa; Nematoda; Chromadorea; Rhabditida; Rhabditidae. The record is from the annotation of a GenBank genome assembly.